AUGAGCUAUCACAAUAACGUCCAGUGGUGUUUAUCGUUGGGUAAAAAGUUUCAUCAAGAUAAUUUAACUGAAAUUUUCGAUAGUAAAAAUAAUAUUAAGUAUCGCUUAAUUAAGCCAUGGGACAUUGAAAAAGCUGCAGAUAUUUGUGCACAAUGUUACGCUGAGAAUAACAGGAUGUUUCAAGUAUUGGACAUAACCAAAGAAGACUAUCUACCUACUGCAAUUGAAGUAUUUAAGACAGCAUUGGAAGAAGGUAUAGGGCUAAUUUCUACGACUAACGAAGGGAAAAUAGUGGGCGCAGGUGCUGCAUAUUUAUUGUCAUCGGCAUUAUUCGAUCUUGGUCUCGAUCUGGAAAAAAUAUAUGGAAAGAAAAUUGCUCCUAUUGUAGAUGUGAGCCACACUUUAUUUAAAAAUUUUCCUCCUAAAAAAUAUGGUAAAUAUAAUCAGAUCUACUAUAUCGAUGAUGUAUGUGUUUCGUCUGGAUAUCACGGUAAAGGUAUAGGUAUCAUGAAUUCGUUAAUUCUUCAAAGCUUAAUCCAACGUCGCGGUAUAAACCAGGUUUGUUCCAUUUCCUAUCAUCCUGCAAUGGCAAGAUCAGUAAGUCAAAUGCAAAUGUGGAAGACGGUUUCUAUCCUUGAUAUCCGUGACUAUACGUAUCAGAAUAAAAAGAUCUUCAGCCAGCUGUAUGAAGAAGGUUAUCGUGAAAUUUCGUUGGUUCUAAGCAAUUUCACCUCUAGCAAACUGUAA
Messenger RNA from Trichoplax adhaerens, 747 nucleotides. RefSeq lists its product as uncharacterized. NCBI's taxonomy places the organism in Eukaryota, Metazoa, Placozoa, Uniplacotomia, Trichoplacea, Trichoplacidae. The record is from RefSeq and is a predicted model, not a curated record. The transcript has a single exon. The coding region runs from base 1 to 747 and encodes 248 amino acids.